UCUUUCAAAAUAGGCCUGCGCCCUCACUUUACGCGGACGUUUCUGUUAGAACGCAGCCGCACUUCCUGCGUACAACGCCAACGCCGAAGGCCUUUGCCCCAGAUUCUGCUCACGGGCUACACUUGCGGCUUCCUCUUGUCGGUUGUCGUCAGCAGCUGCCAAGCAUGCUUCCUUUCAGGUGGCACUCAAGGUCGCGCUCAGCAUCGCUUUCAUCAUUGAGGUCACCCUCUCCAACAUCGCUAAGCGAAUAUCGCAGCCCAGCUUUGCGAUUCGUCAGACUCCGGAGCCGUGCCGUGACUAGGUUCCGGUGGAAGCAAAUCUACGCAUCUCUGGUUGUCAUCUCCUGUUUCAUCAUGGCUAUUCUCGUCAUCAGUGCUUGGAACAGAAGGAUGGCGACGCACCCUAAAGACUCCCAACCACAACGCCAGGAGGGUCCCUUUGGACGCUUCGAGACGGUAGCUCCAGCUGCAGAGACUUCUGAUGCGGACUAUUGGCUGUCGUUGGCUCGGGCAGCCGGGGAGAAGCCCGGCGGGGAAGCGGCGCCGGACGCGGAGCUCAGAGGCCAAACGACGAUGCACGAAGCGCUCGUCCCCGUCGUCCAGCAGGACGAGGAGGACAACCCGCCAAUGGGCAGCUACGAUUCGCCACUGGUCGUCGGGGCAAACGGCACCUUAGAGUGCGACACCCCGCAGUGCGGCAAGAUUAAGCAGUGGUUUGAGGAGGCGGUAGUGAGCCAGGCUGAUCCGUGCAGAGAGCGCAACACUUUCGUGUGCAAUGCCUCUCUGAUGCUUCCAAGCUGGGAUGCAACGGCUGGAAAGAAUACAUUAGACGAACUAAUGAUGCCGGCUUCUAGUUUUGCAACCACAUCUGGCCAAGGAGCGACAAAUGAGUAUCACAGUGCAAAGGAGAAGAACGGCUUAAGCUAUAUAUCUGAGGCGUGUCUACGAUAUGCGUGGAACCCCGAGGAAGGGGUAGAAGACAUCCUCGCAUUUCUUUCGCAUUUUAAAUUGGACCUGCGCAACAUCGCAGAGGACACAACUGAGGAUCCGCUGGAGCGCAUGAUUGAGCUCUCUUUCGAGUAUGGUCUGGAUGUCCUGGUCUCCUUCUCGCUGGACUACAACGUCACCAGCGACAUCUAUAACGCCUUUGUUGUCCAGAUCAAUGUCAGCAGCGAACUGGAAGAGUUCUUCUGGUCCUUGGGAAGCUUGAAUGAGGAGGCAGUGGAUGACUUCUACCAGCUUCUGCUCAAACGCUACGCUCUCGUUGAAGACUCUGAGAUUGUUCAGCACCUACAAGAAGCCGAUGCUGAUUUGUACGACAUCCUGAAUGUAACCACUGAGUCCGGCACACAAGCCAAGAAAAGCAUAGGAGAACUUGCUAGAGCCACAGGUGUUACAACAGACCGCUGGAAUGUGCUCCUGGCUAGUUGCUGUCCUAACCAAUCUACGCGCAAUGAAUACGUGGUGACGAACGAGCGGUCGCUAGCCUUAGUGGCCUAUGUCGCUCGAGCCGGACAAGCACUCAGGAUGCGACGCCUGUUGGCUUGGCACGUGUUACGUUGCUUGGUCGCAGCGAAGGCCGAUGUCUUGGCGGCGCUCACCCACACGGGCUUGACAAAUCCUGAGAGCAAAUGUUAUUGGCUUUUGGAGAAACUGGGCGACAUCCGCUACACUGCCAUAGACCUUUUUGAAGGUAUAGACGCUGUAUCUACUCACACUAUCGCUAGUGUGGCGAGCUUCAUGGUUCAGUUCCAGAACGCCGUCGCCUCAGUAUUCAACAGCCACCAGAGAAACAAAAAUGGCGGAGCCACUAAACAUGUUACGAAGCAGCAUGAAGUGGUCAUUCCCGGGGGAAACGCGAGACAGCUUCUCGACGCAGAACGUGGUCACCCCCUCACUGCCUUCACAGCAAUCGAAAAGCAGCACAAUGGCAGCGCGAAGGAGCGACAGCUCUCUCUCAAAGGAAGCAGCUUCCCCCUCCUCUGGCUGCGACGCCUCCGAGCAUGGCAUGCCCUCCCGCCGCUGCUGCAAGCCCUACUUCCGGUCAUGGCGUCGUUGGCGGAUAUAAAACGCCUGAACGCAUUCUUUCGACUGCCGUAUUACGACGCCCGGAUAUUACCAGCCUACAACUUUGCUGCUCUGGGACACGUCGUCGGUCGAGCAAUAGCUCGCAAGGUGGACCACCUACGGCGCCAGGAUAAAUCCAUGGACGAACGUUGGCGGCGCUUCUGGGAGAGCUCUGAUGUUAUCGACACCAGCAAUAUUUACUGCGCGGAAGCUACGAUUAAUGAGAAUGACAUGUGGCGUCAGAAGAGGGUGAACGAAUUUGUCGCUAACGAUACGCUUCUGGACCACAUCGUCGGCUUGAAGAUGGCCCACCUUGCCCUAGUAAGCUCAACCAACAGGGCCAGUCUGUCUUACAGUGAACAACAACUGCUUCCAGGCAUUCAUCUGUCGAGCAAGCAGCUAUUUCUUAUAUUGCACUGUGCUUUGGGCUGCGCAAUGGACGCCAGCCGAGACACCCAUCACUCUAUUUACAAGAAUAACUGCAUGGUUGUGUACAGAUCCUUCCGACCUUUCGUCGACAAGCCAUGUGCACAACCCACUGACGAAAAUACGCUCAAUGAUUGUCGCUACGUAUAAGAGAAUAUUUAAAGCCACACAGCAAAUCACGACAUUGCGUCUUUCGGCUUGCCUUGUGGCAUACUUGUGUGAUGAGCCGAAGCAAUCCUUUAAUUUCAACCUCUGCAGGUAUUGUGAGAGCUGAAAGUAGUUGCAAAUAAAAAUAAUUUUGUUCGUUUGAA
This is a messenger RNA of Dermacentor albipictus, 2803 nucleotides long. RefSeq lists its product as uncharacterized. Gene Ontology annotation, biological process: proteolysis. NCBI's taxonomy places the organism in Eukaryota, Metazoa, Arthropoda, Arachnida, Ixodida, Ixodidae. The record is from RefSeq and is a predicted model, not a curated record. Gene Ontology annotation, molecular function: metalloendopeptidase activity.